GCAAUAAUUUGCAUCUGUCACCUAGUGAAAGGUGAGCAAAAGUUCUCGUCUGAGUCGUUAGGUUAUAUAUAGUCAAUUAGCUACUUUUCUUUAUAUAUGGUAAGGAUUGGUUGUUGUAUGUAUGCCAGUUCAAUGGUUGGUGAGGAAUUAAUAAAGGAACUGGGGAAGAAAAAUAUAUAUUUGGAAAAGACUUGUGGAUCACAUCAAAGUUUAUAGUCAAUGACUAUCUAAUACGUACAAACACCAAAUAAAUUUAUAAAUUCCAUGCAGAUCUACAAAACUAAGCCAUUUCAGUUUUGAUUUCAAAUAUUGCUACUAAGUUCUGAAGUUCAUGCGUUCUUGAAGUAAGUAUACUUUGUCAAGAUCCUCUUCUUGAACUCCGUAGUCUCAAAUUAACUCUGAUGUUUCUGUAGUGCAAAGUUGUUGUGAUCAUGUACUUUCUGUAAUGCUCGAAUACUAUAAAUUCUUACAAUACACAUGUUUACCUUCACCUGGAAAUCUCCAGCAUUCUAUGCAACUUCUUUCAAGUUUGUAAGGUUUUUAUUAACUAAUUAAACCCAGGUUUUUAACUGAACAAGUUAACAUUUUAACUGUUAGUUACUCUAAUGAAUAGCCUGUAGAUGUUAGUCACUCUGUCAUAUUACUUAAAGAUCAAGCACUAAAGCCUUCCGGCUUCUAUUACCAUGUUCAGUUUGCAUAAUAUUUCAUUUUUCAUGGUCACAUGUAGGCCUCGGAGUUUAUUUUGGGCUCAAUCAUGCCCUAAAGAAUUUGGUUGACUCUACUAGUAAGAGAGUUUAAGACAACAGAUCCUAGUGUCCGACGUGCAAAGGGGCAUUAAUGACGAGUAAUCCAGAUAAUCUGGAAGAUCCAACUCAACAAAGCCUUACACCAAGAGCUUCAGCAGCACACCCAAUUAAGCCAAAAAGGAGAAUUCCUGUGAUUUUAUAUCCAUGUUGGCGACCAAUUUUUGUAAUCUCAUGUGUGAUUGCAGUUUCAGUCGAUCCUUUAUUCUUCUACCUCCCAGUCAUCGACGAGAAAAACAAAUGCCUUGGAAUGGACAAGACGUUGAAGGUGGUUGCCCUUGUCUUGCGAUCACUCACGGAUGUCACUUUGAUAGUGAACAUUAUAUAUCAGUUUUGUAAGGCUAUUAAAGCUGCUAUGAAAUCAAGAGACGAACAAAAGAAGAAAAAAGAGGCACAAACAAGAGGAAAGAAGGAUAAAAAAGCAGGUGGAAAGUCAGUUUGCGAAUGGAACGAGAUAGUUCCAUUUGCCAAGGCAUUAGCUCAGAAGUUGUCAUGGCGCUCAAUCAUAAUCGACUUCUUUGCUGUUCUUCCGAUUCCUCAGGUGCUAAUAGUAGCUGCUGCUUCCAAAAUGAGAAGUUCUAAAUAUAUAGACAAAAAAAAGACUCUGAAUUUCUUUCUUCUAGCUCAAUAUUUGCCAAGGGUCUACCGAAUGCACCAUUCGUCUAUAGAACUUAGGAGGAAGACUGGAAUAUGGACUAAAGGUGCCUUCAAUUUUUUCUUAUACAUCCUUGCCAGUCACGUACUUGGAGCCUUUUGGUAUUUCUUCUCUAUUCAACGAGAGACGUCAUGUUGGCACCGGGCAUGUAUAAAACAUAGUAACACAAGAUGUAAUUAUUAUUGUGAUGAAGACACGGCAUCAAGAAAUAUGACGUUCAUCAAUUCUCUUGAUGAAUUUUGCCUUGUAGAUGUUCCAGAAAAUGCUACGGCACCCUUCGAUUUUGGAAUAUUUCUUGAUUCCCUUAAGACCGGUAAUGCGGGGUCAAUAGAUUUCAGAAAAAAGUUUUUGUACUCUUUUUGGUGGGGUCUACGAAAUCUAAGUAAUUUUGGCACAAAUCUAGAAACAAGUACUUACGUGUGGGAAAACUGCUUCGCUAUUCUUAUUUCUGUCAUUGGCUUGCUACUAUUUCUAUAUCUUAUUGGGAAGGUGCAUACAUUUAUCUCGAUGCGAACUCAAAAAUCGGAGGAGAGAGAUAAGAAGCUUAAAAUGAAAAAGCUAGGUAUACAAGUUUGGAUGAACAAACACGGUUUCACAGAUCAAAUGAAGCUGGAAAUGAAGGAACAUGUAAAACGAAAUUGGGAAGAUAUCAAAGAUGCUGACAUGGAGAAUUUAUUCUCUAUUCUUCCGGGAAAAACCAGAAAAGUCCUGAAGGAACAUAUUUGCAUGGAAAUGCUUAAAAAUGUCCCAAAGCUUGCAAAUAUGGAUGUAAAAGUGUUGAAGAUGAUCUGCGAAUAUCUAAUUCCAGUCAGCUACCGGGAUCAUAGCUUCAUUUUUCGAACAGAAGAACCAAUGGAUCGCAUGCUCUUCAUUACAAAAGGCUUCGUGUUGACCUCCCCGACUAGUGAUAGUAACCCUUCAGUGAUCGAGAAGAGGUCCCUGAAAAGUGGUGGUUUCUAUGGAGACGAAGAGCUUCUGACUUGGGUAGCAUCCAAAGAAAAUCCCUGUCUUUCUGACCUUCCUACCUUAAAGGAAAAUGUCAAAUGUCAUUCAAAGGUAGAUUGCUUUGUUCUCUUGGCCAAGGAUUUGAGAACAGUAGUUUCCAGAUCCAGAGUCUAUUGGGAUCUGAACAAUUCUGAAAAAAAAGAAGAGGUAGCAAAAGCAGCAAUCCUUCCAUUCCUUCGUCUCCGCCUUGAUCAUCAAAGAGCGGGUGCUCAGAACGGAAACAGCAGCAAUCACAUAGUAAUAGAAACCUCUACAUAAUCGCUCCUAGCGAAUUGAAGGCAUGCAUAUAUGCUAGCCUUACAAGGAAACUAGCUAGCUAGCUAGCGAUAUGGCCUGAUUUACUUUUGUGAGUUUGUCUACAAACAUUGAAAUAAAUAUGUUUUCAGAUUUCUCUAUAGCUAGAGUUUCAGAAGUAAU
Molecule: messenger RNA, 2880 nt
Organism: Rosa rugosa (rugosa rose)
Lineage: Eukaryota; Viridiplantae; Streptophyta; Magnoliopsida; Rosales; Rosaceae
Product: cyclic nucleotide-gated ion channel 1-like
Exons: 7
Coding region: 838-2721 (627 amino acids)
Biological process (GO): transmembrane transport; monoatomic ion transport
Cellular component (GO): membrane
Molecular function (GO): monoatomic ion channel activity
Source: RefSeq, a predicted model, not a curated record